Messenger RNA from Branchiostoma belcheri (Belcher's lancelet), 1053 nucleotides. RefSeq names its product absent in melanoma 1 protein-like. The transcript is spliced from 7 exons. NCBI's taxonomy places the organism in Eukaryota, Metazoa, Chordata, Leptocardii, Amphioxiformes, Branchiostomatidae. The record is from RefSeq and is a predicted model, not a curated record. The coding region runs from base 7 to 1053 and encodes 348 amino acids.
UCCAGGAUGUCGGCCAUGAAAACAAUCAAGUUGUUUGAAAAUGCGGACUUCGCGGGCGAAGAGCGAGUAUUCCUCUGCGCAGGGCCGUACCGCGACAUUCCGUCCGUGGAUGCCGGCAAAUGCUCGUCCAUCGUGGUCGAGUCAGGAACCUGGAUACUGUACGAGGAUAAAGACUACAUGGGGAAGGCAUACAUCCUGACCAAGGGACAGUACUCCAACCCGGCUAAAUGGACAGGUUCCGGUGGUACCAUCUCGUGUGUCCGGUGUGUUGGUGACGACACGCUGACUCUGUUCGAACACAGUAACUUUAACGGCCGGGCGUGCACACUCACCGGGCAGGCACCCAACCUCACACGGGUACGCUUCAACGACAAGGCGUCCUCAGCCAUUGUUACAGGAAAGUUCACCUGGCAGGUGUGUGAGGAUGAAGACUUCGGCGGGCGGAAGUGGGACCUGAAGCCGGGCAGCUACCCGGACCCGGCCGGCAUGGGGGGACACGACGUCCUGUCGUCCGCGCGGCCGUGUCAGGAGAACCCCGGGAUAGAGCUGUUCGAACACACCGACUUCAAGGGACAGAGCGUCUCGUGUGGACACACUGGGACACUGGUCGAAGUUGGCUGGCUGGGAGGCGGCUUUAACAACAAGUGUUCGUCCAUCAAGGUGCACCAGGGCACGUGGGUCGUGUACGAACACAUUAACUUCCGCGGUAAGGCGCACGUACUGAAACCAGGGGAAUACUCCGACUGCACCAAAUGGCAAGGAGAAGAGGACACCAUCACGUCAGUCCGUAGUGUUCCCGGUAACGCCCUGGUUCUAUUCGGCGGUGAUGACUUCUCCAGUUACUCCGCCCUGCCGCUUGUAGAGAGUCACGGGAACUUCGCCGACCUGGGGUUCGACGACAAAGCCUCUUCUGCCAUUGUUACUGGAGGUGACUGGGAAGUGUAUGAAGACUCGUCAUUCGGUGGUAAGCAGUGGAAGCUGAGCCCGGGACAGUACACCAGCCUCGCUACCUUGGGGUGUAACGACAAACUCAGCUCUGCAAAACGCCUUUAA